Messenger RNA from Rhincodon typus (whale shark), 6406 nucleotides. RefSeq names its product cyclin-dependent kinase 13-like. NCBI's taxonomy places the organism in Eukaryota, Metazoa, Chordata, Chondrichthyes, Orectolobiformes, Rhincodontidae. Gene Ontology annotation, molecular function: ATP binding; RNA polymerase II CTD heptapeptide repeat kinase activity; cyclin-dependent protein serine/threonine kinase activity. The coding region runs from base 320 to 3892 and encodes 1190 amino acids. The transcript is spliced from 9 exons. The record is from RefSeq and is a predicted model, not a curated record. Gene Ontology annotation, biological process: positive regulation of transcription elongation by RNA polymerase II; protein phosphorylation; transcription elongation by RNA polymerase II. Gene Ontology annotation, cellular component: cyclin/CDK positive transcription elongation factor complex; nucleus.
GCAGAAGCGGCGAGUGUUGCGCGCGCUGCGGGGCCGGGGACGAGCCGACGCUGUGAGAGCGAAAAGGAGAGAGAGAGAGAGAGAGAGGGGGGUAGAGCCUGCUUCCCUUCCCUCCCCCUCCCCUACCCGCGGCACCAAACUCCCAGAGGCGGUAGGCCCAGCUUCCCACCCCGCUCUCUUUUUUUCGCCAAUUUCUUCCCCCCCGCCCCACUCAGCUCGCCUGGAGCCCCGCACCUGGAGAGUGGAAUGCGCGGCUGCUCCGAGCGGAUGGAGUGAACGGCCCCGGAGCUGGAGGGGGUAGGGGGAGUCGCGGAAGUCAAUGCCGAGUUCGGAUACGCGCGGCGGGAGCCGGGGUCGCAGCCCCAGCGGGAGGAGACAUCAGAGCCAGAGCGGCCCGGCUCCGGCCCAAACCCAGGCCCGGGAUAAAGGCCGCUGCUCGACGGCCGCCGCCGUUGUCGCCGCCUCGUCCGCUCCUCCUCGCCCUUCGUCGCGUUCGCGGCGCAGGAAACGCCGCAGGAAGCGCUCGGCCGAGAGCCGGGCCCAGCGGAGGGACGGCAAGUACCCGGUCUCCGCCGCGGCAGCCUGCUCGGCUUCGGGCUCUUCGGCUCUCCCGCUCUCGCUCCGCGGCCUGGUCGAGUACGAGGACGUGAGCUCACAGUCGGAGAAUUUCGGCUUCAGCCCCGCGUCUUCGGCUGGGCGCCGGGCCGAGCGCUCCCGCGACAAGGAGAGGCGGAGACGGGACAAGGGCAAAGAGAGCUCCCGGUCCAGGGCGGACGGCAAGGCCAAGAGUAAAAGCCGGAGCCGAAACAAAGCCGGGGCGGCAGCCGAGCAGCCGGCCCAAAGCGACAAGGAGGCCCGGGGAGGCCGUGGUUCGCACCGCACUGACAAAGAGACGCCCGCGGCUUACAGAGAGCCUCCGCCGCGGGCCUACCGGGAAGCCGACUGGGAGGCUCCGCGGGCCUACCGCACCUCGACCUCUCCUGGGCCCCGCAGUCCGCCUUACCGGGAGCAGAGUCCUUACGGUACAUCUGUCCCGUGUUACCCGCAGGCUUACGGGGCCACCUCCGGCCAUAGCCCCAGCAGGCCCCCUACCUUCGAACUAUACAGCCCUCCCCCGCCGCUCUUCGCUUUCAAGCCGCUGUACAGCUCGCGGGAGUCGGCGUUACACGCCGGCUACACCGGUCGUUCUCCCAGCCCUUACCCGACUUCACGCCGCCGCUCUCCCAGCUUCUCCCGGCACCUUAGUCCCUAUGAUUAUGGCGGUCUGUCCCCCGCUCCCUACUCCUCCAGCAGUCGGCGACGCUCGUCCAGUCCCUACAGCCGGAGCCCGGAACUCAGGAGGCCUAAAUCACGGAGCAGAAGUCCAUAUCAUUCUAGACGAUCAAGAUCUCGCAGCAAGCACCGUGUAUCAAGGUCUCGCAGCCGGCAGUCAAGCAUUUCACCAAACAGUUUAACUUAUAAAACUAGUCUUGCAGCUGAGCUGAGUAAGCACAAAAAAGCAAGAGCUGUUGAGGCUGCUAAAAAUAAUGCAAAAACUUCAAAUGCACUUACUGUGACUACUGCCAAGGCAAGUAGCAAUGCUAGUUCAACAACAACAACAGCCCAUACAUCUCAAACAAAAGACACAAGAGAGGCGAAUAAGCUCAAGUCUGAGCGAGUGACAGUUUCCCCAUUAGACACUGGGAUCCAGGUAACAGUUAAAAGUGAGAAACCAAAAGUCAAGGUGACUACUCAGGAGGUGAAAACAGAUCUUGACUCAAACACAGAUAAAAAAGAGGCAACACCAACGAACAUCGGGGCAAAAAUUCCGAAAGCCCAACCAUUGAAAGUGGAGUUGACCACGCCAAAAGAAAAACUCAAGCAAGCUGUGCCAAAUGAAAUUGCAAAGGAGAGAGAGAAAAACCCGACUCUGCAAACAUCAGCACUGCCAUCACUACCUCUGCUCCCAGUGCUGACCAAGGAGGGACAUGAAGAAGUGAGCAGUCCAAAGGAUGGCUUUAUAACAAAGAUUAUAAAGAAGGAUCCUGAACGGAAGACCCGGCACUUACUAACAGACCUUCCAUUGCCACCUGAACUUCCAGGAUCUGAUUUACCAUCUCCUAAAACUCCUGAAGAGAAGAAAACACCUGUUCAGUCACAGAUUAAAAAGCGACCCAAAAUCUGUGGCCCUCGGCAUGGUGAGACUGUAAUAGCAGAAAUUGACUGGGGUAAACGCUGCGUCGACAAGUUUGAUAUUAUUGGAAUAAUAGGUGAAGGAACUUAUGGACAAGUCUACAAAGCUAAGGACAAAGAUGCUGGUGACAUGGUUGCUUUAAAAAAAGUUCGCUUGGAUAAUGAAAAGGAGGGCUUCCCUAUAACUGCUAUCCGAGAGAUUAAGAUACUAAGGCAGUUGCACCACUCGAGCAUAAUAAACAUGAAAGAGAUUGUGACGGACAAGGAAGAUGCAUUGGAUUUUAAAAAAGAUAAAGGCAUGGAUGACAGCAGGAACAACACACCUCAAGGCUUGCAGCUUUCUCAACAUAAAACUCAGGGCAAUUCCAGUAUAGGAAUAGGGAGUAAAUGCACUGGACAGCCACUAAACCAGAAUGACCUGGCAAUUCUGCUGAAUUUGUUGAGAUCCAAGAACAGUCUCAGCCUAGCACAUCUUGCUCAAAUACUGAAUAUUAAAGUGAAUCCUGAGACCCAGCAGCAACUCAGUACAGUUAACCUUCCAGCUGGAGUCCUGGCAGCAGCUGCUAAGCAGCAGCAAGAAUUAGAGAAGCCACAAGUAACAUCAACUUUGACAGUUCAGCCCCCACCACCUGUGACUCAGCCAACACUGAAAGGUGAGCCUGAUGCUACUCAGGCCGCCAUCCAGAGUACACUUGCUGUUUUACUAGCUCAACUGAUUAAGACACCACAGCCAAAAGAGAAAGAAAUUGUUGCAGAGGCAGAGAGCACUGCUACUGAAAUCGAACCACCCGCUCAACUACCAGAACCUCUGGAUCCACCUGACCCUGUCGCUGCUACGCUCGAUUUCAAUGACGACUCUGCUAGACAGUCGGAUCUUAGCAUCCCAGAACAGUCACCUGUACAUGAACAUCCUCGAAUCCUGCCCCCAGACCAGAGACCCCCGGAGCCGCCAGAACCACCACCCACUUCAGCAGAUGGAAACUUUCAGACAGAGGAGCAGCAUAGUGCCGUUCCUUGCUCAACAAGUGAUCCAACUGCAGGAGUGAAGGCAGCCCUUUUGGAGCUUUUAGCUCAUCACCAAGCCCAGGAAUUGGGACAGACGUCUCUUGACUAUCGAGCAAGUGGUAACCUUAGAACCGCUGCAGAUUAUGGGGAUGGAUUUGGGACAUCCUGCACAUCUAAUAACUUCAAUACUGAUGGAUAUACCAGCAGACUUGGCAGCGGUGGGGGAAGGGGCACCUUCCUGGGUAGUGCGGAUGCUCCCAGUCACUCACUUCUGGAUAAUGUGUCGUCUACAUUCAGUGCUCCAUCAUCUCUUGCUAGUAGUGCGCACUUGCAUUCUGGCUACUCGGAUGCCUUUUCUAGCUCAGUGACAGGUUAUGGAGAAGGGAUUAGUUAUCUCAGCAGCAGUGCUAUGCAGUUUACAGGAGACAAAGACCACAGAUUUGAGUACAGCCGUGGUGCUCUGCCCCUGCUGGGCAGCAGUGGAAGUAAUCCAGCAGCAAUAACUGAAAGUACUAACAGUGCAAAUGUGCCUCUUGCCGCAAAACUACAAAAUUAUGGGUAUGUUGCCAACAGACAAGAGAACCUAGCCACAAGUGGCCAUCUUCACGGACAGAACUGGGGAUCCCCUGGGCGUGGAACAGGUUAUUCUCAUGCGUACAGCGGCCGUAUUAGCACAUCAACCAUAGGAGGACGAGGCAGAGGUUUACCAUAUUGAUUUACAAACCAGACUUUAUAAAAUAUACAUGAACGAUACACUGAAACAGCUGGGAAGUCUUCUACAUAGUUGUGGUUUGUACCAGGGAUUUUUUAAAAAUGUAAAAUGUACAUUUGAAUACAAAUACAAAAGUUAUUAGAUUUGACAAAUUUGAAGUAUUCCAUCACAAAACCAAUUUGUACGUGUGGAGAAGUAAUGAAGAAAACACUAGGCUUCUCUCAUGAACUGCAAUAUUUUUCUUCGUCCUCUGUUCUACAGUUCUGUUUUUUAAAAGAUUAUUUUUAUGAUUGUACAUCACUUUUUCCCUUUUGACCGGUUAGACCCGUUUGUAUAAUAGUUUUGAAGAGAAUGGUUUUUCUAGGCUGGCUGACUUUUGGGGUACUUUGUGGCUAAAAACCUAGCAAGACCAUGAUCAUAAAGUUGGCGAGAAUUCUGUACAUUAAGUGCUUUUAUGAGUUUGGACCAACUGUCUACUAUCUGUGAGCUGCUAGACUCUGCAAUGCUCUUAAGUAGUGUGCUUUUUUUAAAAAAAAAAAAUUCUUAUUGACAGGUGACUGUCAUUUCUUAAGCUUGGCGUUAUUGAGGAAUAUGUGAUUAAUUCACAUUUUAUCUGAGCUAACAACACCAAUUUGAUUUACCCUCUAUACAAGGACAGCAGGUAUGUGGUCCUUUUUUUUUAGAAAAAAGGUCAUCAGAAGUUUUGAGUAAAGUCCAUGCUAACUGAAUUGUUGCCUUGUUUUGUAGUUCUACUUUUAUCAGACAAUUCUUACUAAAAUGAGAAAUAUAAAAACAAAAAGCAGCAAAUGCCUGGUUACUUCAGUGUUUUUCAUGGGUCUUUCAAUUCAUUCAUUUAGGCAAUUUAUUUUUGCCUAUUAUCAAAAAUAACUUGCAUUACAUAACGGUGUCUGGUAGACAAGAGCUAGGUUUGGAAAAAAGAGCAUCUUUCGUGGAGAUCUGUGCACAUUGGUGAACUCAUCCCCACAAUUGUGGAACAAGGUACUUCCUACAUCACAAAAUAUGACAAUGUAAUUUGCAUUGGUAGUUCUAAUAUGAAGCAAAGUUUUACACAUGAGAUGCCUAAUACCUCUUUGGGGAUAAGGGCUUUGUAAUUCAAUCUCAAACCAAGGACCAUAAACCCACUUCAGUUUCACUGAGGCUGUUUUUUAAAGGAGUUGUGAGAACUUGCUGAUUUAGAGGUAUUCAUUAUCUAUUAUAAUCUAAAAUAGUCUGAGGCAACAAGAAAAUUGAUUUAUACAGUUUGUACUUAUUCUGGGCAUAUUUUUAACCAUUCUUCAGCCAGAAAACGGUGGAACUAUUUCUAUUCUAAUAACCCAAUAAAUAAUGGGCUUUUUAUCUCAGAACUUAUGUUUUGCUCUUGGGUCAUGAGAGUUUAAUGCUUAAUGUUGAAGUUUUCCAGAUAUUUUGAAUUGUCAAGAACUCCCAGUUAAUUUACAUGCAAAUACAAAACUGUAUGUGGAGGUUAGUACAUUUUUGGUGGGCAGGAUGGUUGUGGAGCUAAAGGCUCCAGCCCUCCUUCAGUGAUCUGCCAAAUGUAAUCCAUUUGAUCACGUCCAAUUUUGUCAGUCGGCACUAACUAUUAAUACAGUGAACCCUCUGCUUUUACUGGCAUGCUUGACUUUACAAAUUUACAUAUUUUGUAUUGGUUCAUUAGCAGAAAAGGCAUGCCCAUGACUAUACUCCAGUGAAAAAGAAUGCAAAAUUUAACACUUUAUGCAUGCCAAGUGAUGUACUUGGCAAACACAUUGACUUAAGUCAAUUUUUAUGUACCUGAUUUCCAACCAUGCACUCACCUGGCGUAAACAUAUAAAAUUAUAACCCUAUUGAUCUCAGUGCUGUUUCACAUACACAAGGAUAUUGCCCUUCAGUGGGAGUGAAAUGUGUGCUGUGUUGCAGAUUUUCCAGAGAUGUAUGCAAGUUCUUGAAGCAUUAUUUUCCCCACUGACACAAGUAACCCUGUUAUGAUUCAGUUGUAGCUUGAAAUAAUAAAUGUCCAUUUCAAAUUUAUUUUGUACACCAUUUUAUGCUUAUAGUAAGGUAGAAGAUCUCAGGUGCCCAACCGUUACAGGACAUUCACAUUAACUUGUGAAAUAACACAGUCUUGUACAGGAAACCUUGUUACACUUGUAUAAAUGGAGACCUGUAUUUUUUUUUAAUUUUCACUUGUGCAUAGAAGGUACAGGUUAGACGUCAUUCCAAAAUUGUAAUAUACUCGGGGAUAAAUUGACACAUUGAUAUUUUAAUUCAUACCCAGGUGUAAAAUGUUUGCUUUCCCAACCUAAAUCAAUUGUUUUAUUUUCAAAUUUUCAGGAUGCUUUCUGUUGACCUACUUCAUCUCCACUUCAGAAGAAUUCAAAAAAACUCUAUUUAUACUGUAAUAUGUUUUAUGGAUACUAUGGCCUUUUCAAAGAGUUUCACAUAAUUUGUUAAAAGAUUGAAUUCUGGUAUUGUAAUUUUGUAUGGAUCUGUAAAUAAAGAUGGAGAUUAAUUUCUGCA